AUAACGGAACAGUUAAUGGAACAGUUUCAAUCGAAGAAUUCAUUAAAACAAACUAAACUAUUAGGAAAGGACAAAUAUCUUGUUUAAUUUUUUCAUGAAACAAUGUUCACAGUUUCGAAUCAGAGUUUCUGUUGUCACUAUUACAAUAAAAUUAAUCGUUCUGGUAAGCCCAGAUUUAGUUAGUUUUACAUUUUUUUUUCUCUCUGUGUACAAGUGCGAACGGUGUUUAUUGUUGUCACGAGAGAAGGUUUUGAUUGGAGAUAUUUCGGUAAAGUUUAUUUUACGAAGAAAAUGUACAAAUUUUGAGAAAGUGAUUUUCGAAACAAUAUUUUUCAUUAUCUUUGAGUAGUUACGACGACAUUUGUUUUUUUUUAAAGAUAAUUACCAUGGCUGAAAAUGUGAAAAAAAAAACAAGCGCACGGCGUGGAGUAAGGAGCAUCUCGAUCAAGCGAUUCGCUCUAUCACUAACGAGCCAAAUUUGAAAAUACGACAAGCUGCAAGACAAUUUGGCAUCCCCGAGUCAACGCUACGAAAACAUUUAGUAAGGCCUACAGAUUGGAGAGGAGUGAUGGGACGUAAACCGAUUUUUUCUAAAGAGGAUGAAAGCGAGCUUUCGCAACGUAUUCUCGCAAUGGCUGAAAUGUACUAUGGGAUCACUCCUUCGAAACUACGGAGCGUCGUAUUUGAAUUCGCAGAAAAAAAGGAAAUCAAACACACUUUCAACAAAUCCCUUCAAUUAGCGGGAAAAUCGUGGAUCCGUUUAUUUUUGCGCAGACAUCCAAACAUCUCUCUGCGACAGCCUGAAGGAACAAGUUUGAAUAGAAUUGAAGCAUUUAACAAGAAAGAAAUUGAUCAGUUUUUCUUCAAUUUGCAAUAUGUUUACGCAAAAUUUAACUUCAGCCCCCAUCGACUGUACAACGUUGAUGAAACGGGGAUCACUACGAUUCAAAGUAAAUGUUCUCGUGUCUAUGCAGAAAAAGGGAAAAAGCGUGUUGGAGCGAUGACAUCAGGAGAAAGAGGACGCAAAGUGACAGCAAUAUUUUGCAUGAGCGCACUGGGUCAUUUCAUACCACCAAUGAUGAUCUAUCCCCGUAUUCGAAUGGACCCUAAAUUGAAACACAAUGGACCUGAAGAAGGCCUUUAUAAAUGCUCUAAAAAUGGCUGGUCCAACAACGAACUUUUCUGCGAAUGGCUAAAACAUUUCAUCAGGUACGUCAAACCAACAGCAUAUGAUCCUGUUCUGUUAAUCAUGGACAGCCAUUCAAGCCACGUAUCCCUCGCUGCUUACGAAAUCUGUAAAACUAACAAUAUAAUAGUUGUCACUCUGCCGCCGCAUACCUCUCAUCUCACACAGCCUCUGGACGUCGCCUUUUUUGGUCCCUUCAAAAAAGCUCUGAGAGAAGAAAAGGAAAUGUACCUAUCUUCUCACCCCUUCGAGAGAAUCACCGAACAUUUUUUGGCAGAAUUCCUCAAUAAAGCAUUUCAAGCAGUUGGCUGCAUUGAAAAAGGUAUCUCUGGAUUCAAAGCCACAGGCAUUUGGCCUUUGAACUUGAGAAUUUUCGACCGUGAAUUAACUGUAGCUAAUCGAAUAAAUAAAGCCGCCGAUGAAGUUAACAUGUCUCUCGAAUUGAAAGUCGACAUAGAAACAAUUACAGAUGAAUCCUUCGGUGAAGCCACCGUAAACGCCCAACCAAGUCAGACUGUCAAAGUUGAAAUCCCUAUUGACCAGACUAACGACAAAAACUCAUCUUCAAUUUUACAGUCAAUUUUAUCAACGCCAAAAAAAUGCAACAAUUCCACAGGUGUCAAGAGAAAGUCUCGUCCGAAGAUGCAGUCAGAAAUUUUCACCCUAACCCCUAAAAAGGAAAAAUUGGAGCACGCUCUGAAAAAACGAAUGAAACAAGAAGAAAGAUCUGAAGAAAAUAAAAUCAAGAAGAAGUGGACUAAAAAAAAAGUGCAAAUGAAAAAAGAUGAGUUCCCUCCCAAACGAGGAAGAGGAAGACCAAAAAAAGUACGCAAAGUAAUACAAGAGGACGAAGAAGCGCAAGAAAAAUAAAACGAGAAGGGAAUUCAAAACUGGUUGGGAAAAAUCUAAUUUUUGUACUUUUGUAUUGUUAUAGCAU
Malaya genurostris is the source of this 2123-nucleotide messenger RNA. RefSeq lists its product as uncharacterized. Gene Ontology annotation, molecular function: DNA binding. The transcript has a single exon. Gene Ontology annotation, cellular component: nucleus. Lineage: Eukaryota; Metazoa; Arthropoda; Insecta; Diptera; Culicidae. The coding region runs from base 569 to 2056 and encodes 495 amino acids. The record is from RefSeq and is a predicted model, not a curated record.